AUGCAAGCUGAAUACUCCAAGAAUACUCGACGUUUUUUUAAGAAACUGGUAUCUGACAUGGAUGUUAUACCUGCGAUUGAACAAUUAAUAGCUGAUCAUGUUUUGGCAAAUCGGGAACUGUUAGAAGAAAUAUUCAAUGCUGUCAGUGAAGUAACCACUGAAGAAAAUCGUACACGUUUAGCCAAAAUUGUCGCAAAUAUUUGUAUCGAUGAUAAAAGUGUACGAAUAAUUGAAGAACAAUUAAAAGCAAAUGCAGAUGAAUUGGAUACGAAAAAAAUAUUUGUCAAAGAGAUAUUGAUGGAAAUUACCGAACGAUUGUGUAGACAAUUCAAACAAGCAUGUGGUGAUGAUCGGAAACGAGGAAAUAUCGCUUUUUGUCUCAGCAAAUUGAAUAUCAAAACAUUGGCAUCGUAUCGUAUACUGAAAGAGAACUUUCCAAAUGUUACCGAAACGAAUGGACAGACUGAAGAUGAUUAUGAUGAAGAAGAGCAUUUAGCAUGGAAAAAGUAUCUCAUGCCUGUGCUCACUGACAUUGAACGACGUUUGAAACCCAUGGAAAUCAAUUCUUCUCGACGGGUUUCGACUCCUACGACGCCAAAACGAAAGCUCGAUCGUUUAUCAUAA
Molecule: messenger RNA, 624 nt
Organism: Adineta ricciae
Lineage: Eukaryota; Metazoa; Rotifera; Eurotatoria; Adinetida; Adinetidae
Source: the annotation of a GenBank genome assembly